This is a messenger RNA of Solanum pennellii, 3480 nucleotides long. Its product is annotated as transcription termination factor MTEF18, mitochondrial. Gene Ontology annotation, molecular function: double-stranded DNA binding. Gene Ontology annotation, biological process: regulation of DNA-templated transcription; chloroplast organization. Gene Ontology annotation, cellular component: chloroplast. The record is from RefSeq and is a predicted model, not a curated record. Lineage: Eukaryota; Viridiplantae; Streptophyta; Magnoliopsida; Solanales; Solanaceae.
AUGAUACUGCAACUUCUUCAAUUGUUCCAAAACAGUCAAAACCCACGCGAUCCCUUGUGCAGUUCAGUUCAAGAAAAGCCGACAAACUCACCGGAAUGUCCUCCGUCAAUACUCGCCGGAGGUAAACAUUUUUCUACUGAAUUCUCUAUAGAACUACUGAAACGCUACUUCCCAACCCAAUCACCAGAAAUGCUCUCUCGUUGUAAAACCCCAACACUUCAAUCCCUCUGUGUAACUCUCAAGCUCCAAUUUUUCUCUACAAAUACACACCAAAAGCUUCCAACACUGUCCAAGAUUCCAGCAAAAUAUAGGCCCCAAGCGAUUUUACAAGCUCAAGAAGUACUCACUGAAUACUUCCAUUGCACUAGAUCCUUACCCUUCUGUUUUGCUGAGUACAUGGGUAAAAACUCGCGAUUUUCCCUUUUGGCUCUUGUUUCUAAAGUCCCAUUUUCUCGUAAUCGGUUUCCCAAUUCCAUUCAGAGGUUCUUAAGGUACCACCCCAUUAAUGAAUUUGAGUUUUUCUUUGAGAGCAUUGGUAUAAAUCACGUAGAAAUUAGUUCUAUGUUGCAUGUGAACAAAUGCUUCUUGUGUGAAGACAGUAAAGUUUUUGAUGCUGCUUGUUCUCUUGCUUGUUAUGGUUUCCCCUGGAACAAAUUGUGUAUUUUGUACAAAGGGGAUGUUUCAAUUUUUGGUAAAGAGCCUUAUGAAUUGGAAGAGAGGCUUUCGUAUAUUGAACAAUAUCGGUUUUGUAAUGUUGCUGUUAUUGGUAUUUCCCUAGCUUUCCCAUAUGUCCUGGGUGAAAAGAGUGAGGAUGAAAUUGGUAUGCUGUUUGAUGAUUUGAAAAGGGUGUUUCUGGAUUUUGAUCUUGCAAGUUCUGUAGAGGGAAAUGUAAAUGCUUGGUUUGAGAUUUGUAGGAAAAUUGCAAUGUUUUAUGAAUUGGGUUGUGAGAAAGGGAAGAUUGGUGAAUUGAUGGGAAGAAAUAAAAGCAUUUUUGUUGAUUACUCUGAAGAGGUUUUGGCUAAAAAGAUUGAUUUUUUUUGUAGACUAGAUGUGAGAAAAGAAGAGAUUGGACUUUUAGUUCUAUCGAAGCCUGAGAUUUUGAGUUUUGAUUUGGAAGUUCGUAUGAUUUCGACGGUAGGAUUUUUGAAACAUUUUGGAUUGGGUGUAAAUAAACGAAAAUUGAUUGCCCAAACAUACCAAUACAUUAUGGGUAGAAAUAGAAUAGCUAAUGUACCUCAUGUUUUGAGAUCAUUGGAUCUAAAUGAAUGGUUCUUUGACAGACUAAAAAAUGGUGGUCAUGGUCUGUUAGGUAACUAUGUUAUUGGCAGUGUUGAAGAUUUUGACAAAGAUUAUGCAGAGCAUUUGCAGAAAAUUCAGGCGACGAGAACACCCUUUCAUACCCUUCGUAAAUUAAAUUUCUUGCAUGGGAUUGGUUUUGGAGAAAACAAGGUGACUAUGAAAGUGUUGUCUCUGUUGCAUGGUCCAGGUGAUGAGUUACAGGAACGGUUUGAUUGCCUACUUCGUGGUGGAAUUAAGUUAUCGACGCUCUGCAAAAUGCUUACAACGUGUCCAAAGAUUCUGAACCAGAAAGCUGAAUUUCUUGAGCAAAAAAUAAAAUUUCUUUUCCUGGAUAUGGGAUUAUCACAGGAGGAGCUUUGUGCUUUCCCAUCCUGUUUAUGUUAUGACUUGGAGAAGAGGAUUAUGCCCCGUUGCCAAUUCCAUAAGUGGCUUAGAGAACAGGAUUGGUGUCGAUAUAAAUAUUCUCUUGCAAGUAUUGUUGCCACUAGUGAUAAAAUGUUUAUGGCUCGCAUCUCUGACAUUCAUCCAGAUGCCCCUAAAAAGUGGUCUGAUAGUUUCUCAAAGGAAAAUGACUCAAUAAGUUGCUAAGGCACAUCAGAGUGCUUAUUGUUGGUCAAUCUUUUAGAUGGUUAUCAAAUGAAAAGAUUUUGACUUGUACAUCCUUCUUGUUUUAUUGCUCCUGAUAGCUCAUUGUGAGAUUUUAAAACAAUUGCAUGGCUUGUGACUGAAACACAAGAUGUAACUAUCACGUUGCCAUUAUAAUUAAAAGUGCAAAUUAUCCAGAUUUAUCAGCACAAGUUUGAUCUAUGCUGUCUGAAGGAGUAAAUUUGUGUUAAUAAGUUUUGUAAAAUCAGAAGCAGGAAUUGUCCAUUGACUAACAAGUUGUUUCCUUUGUUUUCAUUUUUCAAAAAAUGGUAGUAGUUCAACAAUGAAAGGAAGAUGGUUUCAGUGUCAAAGGGCCAUAUAUUAAUAUCUUCUUGAGUGAUUGUGAUGAAAUAUGCUCCAAAUCAGAUUUUUGUCUAACUGGAAAGAAAUGCCUUUUUUGUGUUUCCAGUUGUAUCUUGCGAGUGGGACUAAGGGGAUACAUUGAAAACUAUCUGCAGUUAAGUUGAUCAGUUGAAUACUAUUAAUAUUAUGGAAUAUCAAUGUACUUCAGGGACUACAAUGCUGCUGAAAGUGUGCCUUUCACUUACAACUUUGAUAUAGAUAAGUAGUAAAAAGAAAAACAUCUCCCUAGAACGUGAGCAUUGUGUUAAACUUAUCUAGAAGCUCAGCAGGUGCUUUUUUCUGUGUUAGCCUGCAGGUCAUUUCCUGCUUGCAAUGGCUCAAACUGGCUGGGGAAAUAAGUUUAAUAUCUAACAAAGAAGCUCUGAAGAGACGGAAAAGGAGUAGGAAAGGAAGCAAGUUCACUUUCUCCUCAUCAGUUUGUUUGCCUUUACAAAGACUUGUCUAAUAUUAGCAUCCUAUAUUGUAAUUAUUCUUUCCCUAGCUUGUGUUGAUUAUGGUGAAAGUUACAGUCCCUUAGCCCUUAGGGGGAUCUGCUUAUUGAUGAAAGUUACUACCUCCUAAGUUUGAGUAAGGGGUUCACACUUCACACACUCUUGCAUAUUCAGAGAUAUUGAUUACAGAAAGAGGCCUGAUGGACACGGUAUAUACCAGCCAUUUACUUCCUUUAUUUCCGCUGGUUUGACAUGUUUACUUAGUUUGUUUCAGUUGUAAGUCGAAUCCUUAUGCAUUUUUGUUUUCUGCAUCACUACUUAAUCUAUUUCCACUAGUAGUGUAAUUUACUGGAUGAAGAUGAGAAAGUCUCAAAGAUUUGAUGAGACUAAAAGAACUCUUACUGAUAAUUGAGACCCUUGCGCUGGUGAUUUACUUGAGGGCUGCAGUACACCUGUUAUGGAUGAAACACGAAUAUGAUAAUGAUUCUUUUCCAGUUGAUGUGCUAACUUGAAACUUGUAAAGAUCCCUAAAGAUUAACUUCGAGGUUUUAUCUCUCUGAUUGUGUUCCUUAGAUUCAUUUGUUGUUGUUGACAACUACAUCCAAAUGGAGAUACUGUACCUACUUUAGUUUGGUAACACAGCUUGUAUAAUUUUAGAAAACUUAUUUGCAAACCGCUGUCUCCUUUGUCUUUGUUUCUUCUGUUUCUGAAGACAUAGAAGUAACUAUUUUGAUCUUUUGAA